CGGCGCUAGGAUAUUCGGCAUUUGCCCUCGUCGAGGGAGAUGAUGGACGCUGGCACUGGACGGUGUGGCGAGGAGGUCCCUCGGUCACGUCCAUUUCACCUGUGAUUGACUCCUGACCGCGUGUGUACCCGUCGUCUGUUCAUGCCGACAGCAGCUCCCAGGUCCCCUCUCGACGUCGAGCCCCGGCAGGAAGAGAUCGUGGUGCGCACGCAGCACCGCACAUAUCCCGAUGGAGAGAGCGCAGGUGGCCCAGGACGUCUUUCGAUCCGGUGCAGCUGGGGUCGACGUCCACCGCCCUGGUCUGCAGGUCCCGCGGAGGUGACAUGCGAACCAGGGAGGAGAGGGCUCCGCGUAGCUGGUAUACGAUACAGGGCGGUGCAUAUGGACGUGGAACGGGACCCUUCGACGGAUCUACUCAUCGGUCGGCCAGACACGACCACGCACUACAUGACCACGAUCCCCUCGAGGGGCGUCCAGUCCGCCCACAUGUGUCUCGCACGAUAUCCCGCCGACGCGGUUGGCCUGCCCCACAUCCAUUGGAUUCGCCAGAUGAUCAACAUGCGCGCAUCACCGGUGCUUGGGUCGUCCACAGCAGGCCAUGUGGCGUGGAUCGUCGGGCGAUGCACAUGGCGCAUAGCAUGGGUGGACUCCAUCCGCAGCUUCGGGCGCGACGCUGUGGUCGACAUGGAGAGUCCCAUGAGAGCGACGGCUUUGGGUACUUGGCGGACUCUCUCACGACAUGUUCACGUACUACAUAUUCCUUCGGCGAGCGAUGCGUGUGUGUGUGUGUGUGCGUUGCGCAUCUGUGUCGCCCAUCGCAGCCGUGUGUCGCGGUGGUGAUGAGACCCUGGCAGCGUCGGCGCAUAAGCCACGAGUGCCAAUGUGUGAUUUCCCUGGGCGCCCUUGGACACGCCGAUCCUGGAUGACAGCGGGUGGAAAGCGUCACUCCCAGAGAUGAGCCCAUGGCUCCCAGGUGGGUGCUGUGAGACAUGUACUGGACUACUGGCUUGGACGACUCUCACCUACCUACUGUACUGUACAUCAUCGACGACGGAGAGAUGGUGGCCGAUUCUUUCCCCGAUGAGCUGCUGUCGUUGUUUAGUGCCGCCCCAGAGGAGCUGGUGUUGGGCAAAGGCGAAACUCAAAUCCCAGCCCGGGCCGACGGCGACGAUGAUGCACGUGGCAGCCGCCCAUCCAUCAUACCUAGCACGCCUAGG
Dissoconium aciculare CBS 342.82 is the source of this 1217-nucleotide messenger RNA. RefSeq lists its product as uncharacterized. The transcript has a single exon. Bases 142 to 840 code for a protein of 232 amino acids. The record is from RefSeq and is a predicted model, not a curated record. Lineage: Eukaryota; Fungi; Ascomycota; Dothideomycetes; Mycosphaerellales; Dissoconiaceae.